Molecule: messenger RNA, 720 nt
Organism: Kickxella alabastrina
Lineage: Eukaryota; Fungi; Kickxellomycota; Kickxellomycetes; Kickxellales; Kickxellaceae
Exons: 2
Coding region: 116-337 (73 amino acids)
Source: RefSeq, a predicted model, not a curated record
ACCCACCCUUCUCUUCUUUUCCCUACUCUCAAUAAACUACUAUUUGUUUUUAUAGAUACACCAAUCUUAAGUCUUAUUUUCAGCUUACAACUCAACCAGCUACAAUCGUUUGAACAUGUCCUGCUUCAGCUAUCUGCCUUUUUUAGUUAUCAACCAAAUCUUAGAGAAGCAAGUUCGAUAUUUUCAUUUGGGAUAUUUGACUGGAGCAGCGUACGUACAAUUGACAUUGUUGACUGGUCGCAAUUUAGUUAUUGUAGUGAAUAUGAGCCUCAGUCUGAUUACGAGCAGGAUGGUAUUUGUUUUGCUGAACAGCUUGCAAAAUAUAUGCCCAAUGUAAAAGCGCUAAAGUCAUCCACAGAUGAAACAGGCCUAUUGUUUACUAUUAGCAGCAAGCUAUGUCAAUUGUAUUCACAUAACCUAAAACAAUUUAAACUUCGAAACUCAAAUUUGCUUGUGGAAUCUGUCUGCUUUACCUAACUGACAACGCUUGAUCUCUAUAUGAGCUCUGUUCAAUUUGUGCCUCAGAUUUGCAGUCAGAGCUUGCAGAGCUUGACAUUAAGAGAUAUUCCAAUGACAUUUGAAUGGAACCAACUGACAAAAACAAAGAUGGCAGACAACAUUGUAUUUUACGAUUGGUGAUGGAGAAAUUACUAACUCGACUCGGUUGGAGUUCCUAGCUCUCAAAUUUUUAAGUACUACUGUUCCAACGCUCGAUAACUU